Messenger RNA from Talaromyces proteolyticus, 843 nucleotides. RefSeq names its product endoplasmic reticulum-based factor for assembly of V-ATPase-domain-containing protein. Gene Ontology annotation, cellular component: endomembrane system. The transcript has 2 exons. The record is from RefSeq and is a predicted model, not a curated record. NCBI's taxonomy places the organism in Eukaryota, Fungi, Ascomycota, Eurotiomycetes, Eurotiales, Trichocomaceae. Gene Ontology annotation, biological process: vacuolar proton-transporting V-type ATPase complex assembly. The annotation marks the transcript as partial.
AUGGUCCUCCUCGUCACAACGCCCACCAUCGUCGCGGCCCUGCAGGACCUCUCACCAUCAGCCCGCGAUGAGCUGCAGCUGCCUCAACCACCGCCAGAAAUCGGGUCGCCGAUUUCUCAUGAGAACGUGCUCGCGCUUGCUCGAGCGCUCUCAUCACAUACAGAACCUACAACGUCGCCCUCAUACACAUUGAACACUCUCCUCCGCGGAACAGAAGUCUACAUCCCCCCUGCUCCAGCGAAACCAGAACCUACCCCCGAAUAUCUCGCCCUCAAAGCACGCCUGCAAACCCUCGCUGACGAACAAGCCUACAACCGACUCCUCUCCCCUCCCCGCGCCAACACCUACGCGCCUUCGCCUGUCUUCGCUCCCUCCACAGAAGAGCUAUUACAUCAAGCUGAAGAAGCUGCCGACAAUGACCCGCUCAGCCCAUCGCUCGUCCUCAACAUCUUCAUGUCGGUCUUGCUCUGCGGCUUCGCGACGUUCUGGGCAUUGAAGAACUUCCAAACGCCGUCCUUCUUCCGAUUUGGCCACAACAACAAACCAGUUGCGGGGACGACGACGCAGGUUGGUCCGAAUUCGAAGGAGCCCGUGUUUGUGCUUAUCUCGUUGUUUGUUGGCCUGGUGGUUGGCGUCGCCGAGGUUGCAGUUUAUGCGGCGUAUUGGCGGAAAGUGAGGGAGGCGAAGGCCAAGGAGAAGGGGAUUAAGGAGAGGAAGGAAAUUAUCCAGCCGACAGAAGAUAGUCAGGAUGGUCCUGUGGACCGGGGGGAUGGGGAGAAAGAGGAGAUUUGGGGGAAGGGGGUAAAUGGUGGGGUACGCAGGAGAGUCAGAGAGCGGUGGGAA